UUUUUUAAAAAAUGGAAAUAAACCAGAGGAGCAUCCUGCCGUUUGGUUUCGGCAAUUGUAACUAUAAAUAGCUGAAUAAAUUCUUCAGAAGAUGAACCCUAAACAUGGAGAAGAAGCAGCACAAAGUUGCAGAAAAGAAAGGGGGUGAUGAAGCUGAACAACAACUUGUACAAGUGAAGAAGAGGAAACGUAAAGAAGUUUUUCCGUUCGGAAAUUACAAAAAUUACUACGGCUAUCGUAUUGGCGGGGGCUUUGAUGAAGAUCCGCGUCUUAAGGUUUUUAAGAAGGAGUGGUUUCAAGAUAAAAAGUGUCUCGACAUUGGUUGUAACAGUGGCAUUAUAACUAUUCAAAUCGCUAAAAAGUUUCGGUGCCGAAGUAUUCUUGGAAUUGACAUUGAUUCCAAUCGAGUUGAGGAUGCAUAUUGGCACCUUAGGAAAAUUGUGAAAAAGGAAAAGGAUGAGAGAAAUCGUGCUCAGGCUUCCAGAUUGGAUGUUUCAGGGAAUACAGAUGGUCGUCAGCUUGGGUUAACUGUUAUUGCCAAUGCAGAGGAGGAAGUUUCAAAAGAUUGUUCUCCUCUUGUAGAAAGGGAUCUGCAUGACAUAGUUUCCUUCCAACAAGAAAAUUUUGUUCAUAGUCAACAUCCAUUACAGAGUCAGUAUGAUACAAUUCUGUGUUUGAGUGUAACGAAAUGGAUUCAUUUGAACUGGGGUGAUGAUGGAUUGAUAACUUUGUUUACAAGGAUAUGGAGACUUCUUCACCCGGGUGGCAUAUUUGUGUUGGAACCCCAACCUUGGCGAUCAUAUGAAAAGAACCGUCGUGUGUCUCAGACCACUGCUGCCAAUUAUCAAAAUAUUGUCUACCAUCCUGAGCAGUUUCAGGAAAUUCUUCUGGAUAAGAUUGGAUUUAGAAGGGUGGAAGUCAUCACUUCUGAUGGCUUAUCAGACAGCAAAACUGGAUUUGACAGACCGAUAUUUGCAUUUCAAAAAUGACUCAGCAUGUAGAGUUGCUGCUUCUGCCCAACUUGUCUGUCAGAUGCAACUAAUUUAUUUCUUUUUUAAGGCAUAGUAUGUGUAAAUUUCUUUGAAUUUGACCAGUUGUUAGAAUGUUGCUGCUGCCUAACACAAUUCUGUACACAGUUUUACAACCGGGGAGAUCUGAAAUAUGUUGGAUCAUUUGUGCUUUGUGGCUAUAGAUCAUGCAUUUCGGCAUUGUGUUUUUGCUGUAAUAAUUGGGAUUGGCAAAUUUCUGAAGCAGAAUACCAAGUGUUCGAUGUUAUACUGAUUUGAAGGCAACUUGCGUAUCAGGUAUGAAGUGUUGAUGUAAAUUGGUAGAUUUGACCUGGAUAUUGUCAUGGUCAACUUCAGUGUAAAUAACAAUUGGAAGAAGAAUCCAUUACUAGUAAAGGUCACAUAUUUCUUAAUCCGAAAA
This is a messenger RNA of Mangifera indica (mango), 1428 nucleotides long. RefSeq names its product probable RNA methyltransferase At5g51130. The record is from RefSeq and is a predicted model, not a curated record. Gene Ontology annotation, molecular function: snRNA binding; O-methyltransferase activity; RNA methyltransferase activity. Lineage: Eukaryota; Viridiplantae; Streptophyta; Magnoliopsida; Sapindales; Anacardiaceae. The coding region runs from base 105 to 989 and encodes 294 amino acids. Gene Ontology annotation, biological process: snRNA modification. The transcript has 8 exons.